Molecule: messenger RNA, 2382 nt
Organism: Scleropages formosus (Asian bonytongue)
Lineage: Eukaryota; Metazoa; Chordata; Actinopteri; Osteoglossiformes; Osteoglossidae
Product: insulin-induced gene 2 protein-like
Exons: 4
Coding region: 809-1252 (147 amino acids)
Biological process (GO): SREBP signaling pathway; cholesterol biosynthetic process; SREBP-SCAP complex retention in endoplasmic reticulum
Cellular component (GO): SREBP-SCAP-Insig complex; endoplasmic reticulum
Source: RefSeq, a predicted model, not a curated record
GGCUUUUGGUCUGUUAUAUUUUGUAUUAGUGUACAACACUUUAUUUGUAAAUAUGAACUAAUGGUGCAGUGAGUUUCUCGGAUGAAUCAGAAUUAAUUGUCGUUUCAAAUUGUCUACAAAGUAACUAACUAACUUGAUUGCUAAAUUUUAAGCACCUCAAAUACACAAGGCAAUGACAAGGUGUUCUCCCAGUUGACUGCAGUUAAAUUACAUUAAUUUGUCUCCAUUAGUGCACCUCAUCAUCUUAAAGCUGCCAUCUACCUUUUAGAGUUAUGUGUUCAUUGAGCAUUAGUGGGAUUACAAUAUUUUUCUGCUCCAGCAGCAUGUUGGAGAAACUGGGUGUUGAUCAAGUCUUCAUAUCAGGUUUCUCUGCCUGUCCAUCCUGUGUUACAUGAAAUGGGCAGCAGGUGGUGUAGUGGUUAGAGCUAGCUUGCACUCGAAGGACUCCAGUUCAAAGCCCAUCUGAUGGUGUAUAAGUAGGUUAUUUAUUGUAAGUCACUUUGGAGAAAAGUGUCAGCUAAGUGAAUAGAUUUAAAACAAUUUUAAACGCCAAACCUUGAACAUCAGCAGUGGAGUGUGCGGCUUAAUAUAACUCAGAUUUUUCUGAAAAAUAGCUUUUCAUGUUUAAUUUCUGUUAGCUAAAUACAUCAGAUUUUGUUUCUGGCAUGCAAACAAUUUGUGCUUUAACUGUGAAUGCUUUUUGUUUUUUUUUUUUCGUAUCUCUCUUGCAUUGAAAACGAAACAAAAGAUAUGAUCUCAAAAGUAGUAUAAAGUGUGUGGCUCAGCCUUCUGACUGCAUGUUGCUUUCAUGUGCACAGCUGUGAUCGGUCUCCUGUACCCCUGCAUCGACCGCCUCCUGGGUGAGCCACACAAGUUCAAGCGCGAGUGGUCCAGUGUCAUGCGCUGUGUGGCAGUCUUUGUGGGGAUCAACCAUGCUAGUGCAAAGGUGGAUUUCGCAAACAAUGUCCAGCUGUCGCUCACCCUGGCCGCCCUGUCCAUUGGGCUGUGGUGGACCUUUGACCGUUCCUGUAGCGGGCUUGGCCUGGGCUUUGCCAUUGCCUUCCUGGCCACCCUCACCACUCAGCUGUUGGUUUAUAAUGGACUUUUCCAGUAUACUUCUCCUGACUUUCUCUACGUACGUUCAUGGUUGCCGUGCAUCUUUUUUGCUGGAGUAAUAACCAUGGGAAGUAUAGGACGUCAGCUAGCUAUGUACGAAUACAAAGUUGUUCAAGAGAAGACACAUCAAGAUUGAUAAAGUCAGAAUUAUUACUUGUUUUGUUUCAUUUUUGAACUGGUUUAAAAUACCAAAUUGGGCUAUUGUAUUAACAGUAUAUGCAAGGUUCAUCUAAGUAGUGAAGCCGAAAGCUUCACUAUGUGCUCCCGUGCAGCCUGUGAUUGGAGCGUUACAGGACAGAAUGACACGGCCAUCUGUAGUAUUUCUUUUCAAACUUGGCUACAUUGUGCCAAAUUGGCUUUAUCAAGAAAUCUGUCGUAUAUAUUAUGUGGGAAUGCCUUCCUUGUUAGUGUUUGUGUUGUUUGCUCAACGAUAUGUGUGGCUAGCUGAAUAGCUUUCAAGUUAUGGACCUGUUUGGAUCAUUUUACUACUGCAGAAAAGAAAGGCUGUUCUUGUUAAGAUCGUUCAUGUGCUGCAAGCACAUGGCAACAUAUACAGUAUGUCGACAAAAGUGCAGGAAAAUAUUUUCAUGUUUUAGGUUAGAGUAGUAUACAUUAAUUAUUCAGUGGAAUGGUCUUCAGUUACUGUAAAAUAAAUGUCUAUUCCUGUGUAUUUUAUUGAGAGGAGAGUAAGACCUGCUCAUAGUCUGCUGCCUUUUUUGCAGCAUUUUAAGCAUUUGAAGUUUCCUGAAAGGGACAGCCGUAAGUAGUUUUAAGUGCAAUGGUAAGAAACUGUCUGUUUUUGUUUACAAUCACCACCACCGUUGAAGUACCUUGGACUGAAAGGAACCUCACCAGUCACUCUAAGAUAUUUAUCCAGAAGAAGGGGUGGAUUGAGAUAAAGUUGAAGGGAACUUGUUCAAUUAUUUUUAUGUAUUUAAUUUAAGAAUUCUGGAUUGUGGAUUUAUUUUAUUAAAAAUGUCCAAGCCAAGAAAUAACACGUAGCAACCAGUGAAACUGCUUCCUGUUGGUUGUUUUUCUACAGAACUAGUGUAAUCUGGUUCUGAAUGUGUAUGAGAUUUAGAUGUAAUACAGGUGUGUUGUUGGCAGACAUGUAUCAAAACUGUAAAAAGACCCAUCUUAAUCCUGGUUUUCCCUUAAUUUGUUUAAUCAAGCAGAAAGGAGUGUCUGGUAAUUGAACAGGGUGGUUUUCCAUGAUUGUAGAUUUGAAUAUACAGUGUACUGAUUAAAAAUUUUUAUUCCAGAUCA